GAGAAUGAGUCAACGUCAAGAGUCAUAGUUGACCUGGCCUAACGACUCCUGACGGUCAGUCCAGGGCUUAGUCAGCGGGGGCCGGAGUGGCUUCCCUGGCUGGCACCUGGACUUGGGCUGUUUCCGUUCACGUUAAAGCAGAACAGUGGAAGCGAGAGGACACAACUUGCAAAUCAUUUUUACUUCCACGCAAGAUUUAACUCUAAGGUCUUAAUUUCAGGAGUUGGAACAGGAAAAGCUGUCGGGUGCACUCCCCCUCCCCCAACCUAUGGCAAGUGGGUACUGUGGGCGGUGCCGCCACCCGGUUCGCAGUGAUGGCGUUGAGUGACCACCAGUGUUAGCGGAGCCAAGGGACCGGGGAGGGUUGACUGCUCACACAACUAUCCUCCAUCGCCAACUCUUUGUAAAACUAAGAGAAAAUGGUGAGAAGUCAAAAGAAAAUUAAAUAGGCACACAGGCAACUCGUCCUAGGACCUCAACUAAGCAAAUGAAGCCUUAUUGAGCGUGCUGAGCCUUCCCAAUCUUCCAAGGAACAUGGGAGGACAGGGCGACAAAGGGCACAGGAGGCAUGCCUGGCAGAGCGGUUGUGCGAUCAGAUCGAUCUAAGAUGGCGACUGUGGAACCGGAAACCACCCCUACUCCGAAUCCCCCGCCUACAGAGGAAGAGAAAACAGAAUCUAAUCAGGAGGUUGCUAACCCAGAACACUAUAUUAAACACCCUUUACAGAACAGAUGGGCACUCUGGUUUUUUAAAAAUGAUAAAAGCAAAACUUGGCAAGCAAACCUUCGAUUGAUCUCUAAGUUUGAUACUGUUGAAGACUUUUGGGCUCUUUACAACCAUAUCCAGUUGUCUAGUAAUUUAAUGCCUGGCUGUGACUACUCACUUUUUAAGGAUGGUAUUGAGCCUAUGUGGGAAGAUGAGAAAAACAAACGAGGAGGACGAUGGCUAAUUACACUGAACAAACAGCAGAGACGAAGUGACCUCGAUCGUUUUUGGCUAGAGACACUGCUGUGCCUUAUUGGAGAAUCUUUUGAUGACUACAGUGAUGAUGUAUGUGGAGCUGUUGUUAACGUUAGAGCUAAAGGUGAUAAAAUAGCAAUAUGGACUACUGAAUGUGAAAACAGAGAAGCUGUUACACAUAUAGGGAGGGUAUACAAGGAAAGGUUAGGACUUCCUCCAAAGAUAGUGAUUGGUUAUCAGUCCCAUGCAGACACAGCUACUAAGAGCGGCUCCACCACUAAAAAUAGGUUUGUUGUUUAAGAAGACACCUUCUGAGUAUUCUCAUAGGAGACUGCGUCAAGCAAUCGAGAUUUGGGAGCUGAACCAAAGCCUCUUCAAAAGCAGAGUGGACUGCAUUUAAAUUUUAUUUCCAUCCAAAUGUUGCUAAGAUAUAAGAGAAGUCUCAUUCACCUUUGUCUUGUACUUCUGUGUUCAUAUUUUAUUUUUUUUUUUUUGGCUAGAGUGUCCAUUAUCCCAAUCAAAGAAUUACAAUACACAUCAUCCCCAGAAUCCAUAAAUGUGUUCCUGGCCCACUCUGUAAUAGCUUAAUAGAAAUAACCAUUACAAACACAUUUGACCCAUCUACAAUAUUAAAAAAAGAAGAACUUGCAUUUCUAUACCUUACAAGAGAAUGAUUUUGUUUACGUUCCAUUGUAUGCAGGAGCAUAUUUUGCUGGUUUGAAAGAGUAUGAUGCAUACAGUUUUCUGGCAAUUUUCUUUGUUUCUUUUUACAGCAUUAUCUGUGCUGUACUCUUGCUGAUGGCUGCUAGAUUUUAAUUUAUUUGUUUCCCUACUUGAUAACAUUAGUGAUUCUGAUUUCAGUUUUUCAUUUGUUUUGCUUUAGUUUUUCUUUCUCAUGUAACAUUGGUGAAGGAUCCAGGAAUAUGACACAAAGGUGGAAUAAACAUUAAUUUUGUGCAUUCUUUGGUAAUUUUUUUUUUGUAACUUAAACUACAAUGCUUUGCUACAAAUUUAUGCAUUUCAUUCAAAUCAGUGAUCUAUGUUUGUGUGAUUUCCUAAACUUAAUUGUGGAUUAUAAAAAAAUGUAACAUCAUAAUUACAUUCCUAAUUAGAAUUAGUAUGUCUGUUUUUGUAUCUUUAUGCUGUAUUUUAACACUUUGUAUUACUUAGGUUAUUUUGCUUUGGUUAAAAAAUUGGCUCAAGUAGAAAAGCGGUCCCAUUCAUAUUAAGACAGUGUACAAAACUGUAAAUAAAAUGUGUACAGUGAAUUGUCUUUUAGACAACUAGAAUUGUCCUUUUAUUUCUCCAUCUCUGUAGAAGGAAUUUGUAUUUCUUAUUGCAAGGCAGUCUCUAUUGUGUCUUCUCUUGUAGUGUCUUCCACAUGAACAGCAAAAGUUUGGAGCAUUAGUUUGGUUAUUUUGUUUAAUUUUUAAUAAAUUGAAUAGGUAGCAUCAUAUAUAUGAAAUUAAAUUGAUGUGGCUUUUUUUUUUUAAUAAGGCGCAGUCCUUUAGUCUUAGGUAAAUAAUGUACUCUUAAUAUGUUAAAAAUCAUGAAAAUUGCGACCUUGAUGCAUCACCAUUUAAUUGGUAGGGAUAGUAGUUAUAAAACUUGGUUGUUAAAUUGAGAUGUUCUUUAAAUGUCAAAAUAAUAGCAUAGGGAAAGACUUGUAGGUGAUGGGGGUGUAUGCAUUAAGAACUUUGUUAGUGUUGCUGUCUAAGGAGAAUUGGAAUAAACAGGUUAUGAAGACUCAUAUUUUUAAUGAUAACUGGUGUAUGGCUUUAUGUAAAAUUGAAAACUUGAUCUACCCUUUAAGUGAAUUUGAAAACAGCUUGUCUGUAAUGCAUAAUUGUAUAUUUCAGAUUCGAUAAAAUGAAAUAUAACUAUUGUAGACAGAAGAGUGAGCUUGAACUGUAGGUAGAAUAACCAUUAGUUGAGAGGAAAUUUUGUCUCUAGAUGGUGAUUAUGAAUUAACUGGUAAGUUUGACAAAAAUCCUAUGUAAAAUAAACGUGAAAUUUAUAGUACUGAGAAUUUGAAACCGUUUAAAGGGUACCACAAGCUACCAUCUGAGUACUCUCAAUACCACAAACACCACUUGUUCAGUAUUCUAUAAAUACUGUGUCUUAUAUAUUUAUAAUCUCAAUAUAUAUACCUAAUAAUAUCUUGUUUAAAUCUGGGUGAUUGGUUAAGGUGAUUUAUUGUCUUUUGGUAUAUGUAGUUGUGAGCACUUCAAGAGCUUGCUUAAAAGUAACAGUGGUAGUGUUAGUAUGUUGGCAGUGGGUGACAUUGGAGGAAUGUAUCAGAAAUCAGUGCUUUAUUCUAGGAUGCAGUCCUUUUUAAGAGGUAUCAGCCUUUGAGAGUAGAGAAGAAAUAAUGCAUUAAAUGUACACAGUUCUAAAUUGUUAAGAAUCCUAAUUUAUGGCAUUUUAUUAUCCUCCUCAUUAUCAGCUGAGAACCACAGUUGGUUUUAAGUCUUUUUUUUCCAGUAUGGGUGGAAUGAUUCUGAGUGUCUUUUGGCAAAUAUCACUUAAAUACCACAAUAACUUUCAAAGUUUAUAACUAUUAGCAUCUUUUCUAAAUAUGAUUAGAUUAUGCAUGAUUUUCUAAUUUAGUUUUUCCUUUUUGUUCAACAGGAUAUUAUAGCUUAAAUAUAUUUUCAUAAUAGAUUAUUAAAACAAUCUUUAAUGAAUAAUUAGUAUUUCAUCAUAAGGAUAUGCCAUAUUUCAUUUAACCAAUUUAACUGUUAAAAUUCUAGUUCUUCAGAAGGAUUUGAGUUAUACUAUGAAAGAAUCAAAAAGUUAAAAAUCCUUACUUCGUACUUACUAUGUGCCAGGCAGUGUUCUAAGCACUUCAUAUGCACUUUAACCUGCACAAUAAUCCUUUGAUGUAGGUGCUCUUACCCCCUUUUUACAGAUGAAGAAACAGUGAGGAUUUAAGUCACUUAGUAUGGAUUUGAGUCCUGGAAAUUUUGUUCCAGAAAUUCUGUAAAGCACAUGAUACGGUCUCAGAGGUAUGGAGCCUACCUCAUGGGCUACAGUAAAUUGUACCAGAUUGUAGUCAGUUUAUAUAGGUCAGAACAUUUUAAAUUUUACCUUCUUUGUAAUGAAACAUAUAAGAGAUGGGGAGUCUCCUGAGGGUACUCUGUUCACACUCAGCUAAUUAUUUGGCUUUUUUUCCUGAGAACAUGGAGACAAAGGUACAGGAGUUUAGAGGUACAUGGAUCAAGUGAAUAUUUUCAUAUCCGGUUUUAAGUAUCUAUGUCCUGUUAUCUUCUAAGAAAAAUGGCAAAAUAAAGCAAAGUUUUCAAGUUGAGAUUCUUAAAUGCUGAAGUUUGCAUUCAAAAGGAUAAUUUUAAUUUACUAAGGCAGUGUGAUAAUGUGAUGUUUUACAUUCUAAAAUUAAAACAAGUUAAUGACAA
Odocoileus virginianus texanus is the source of this 4377-nucleotide messenger RNA. RefSeq names its product eukaryotic translation initiation factor 4E (gene EIF4E). Gene Ontology annotation, molecular function: RNA 7-methylguanosine cap binding; translation initiation factor activity. Gene Ontology annotation, cellular component: cytoplasm; eukaryotic translation initiation factor 4F complex. Lineage: Eukaryota; Metazoa; Chordata; Mammalia; Artiodactyla; Cervidae. The record is from RefSeq and is a predicted model, not a curated record. Gene Ontology annotation, biological process: translational initiation.